Messenger RNA from Haplochromis burtoni (Burton's mouthbrooder), 2007 nucleotides. It is a transcript of the gene wipf1b, whose product is annotated as WAS/WASL interacting protein family, member 1b. The transcript has 10 exons. Gene Ontology annotation, molecular function: actin binding. NCBI's taxonomy places the organism in Eukaryota, Metazoa, Chordata, Actinopteri, Cichliformes, Cichlidae. The record is from RefSeq and is a predicted model, not a curated record. Bases 323 to 1882 code for a protein of 519 amino acids.
UGUGCACAAGGCUCUGGAUGAGGCGAGUGUGGCAGGGCUGUCUGUCUGCCUGCCAGCCCUCUGCAGACUUCAGGAUUGGCUGCGUAGCGGUCCUCAACAUCAACCAUAGUGUGUUGACGGUCGAUGGAAGAUUACAUCGGCCGUGGACAGCAAUUCGGUCUUGCAGAGCUGUAUGUGGCUGCUGUUCGCAUUUUGCCUUUUUAUGAGGAAUGAGCUAAGGUGCUUUUUCUACUGUCUACUGAAUAUACUGCUGAUUCUUCUAUGGACACAGAUUGAGGUGCGGCAUCCAGUGCAGAUAGAGUAAAACAGAGGAAAGCAGAAGAUGCCAGGACCACCUCCACCACCGCCACCUCCAGCAGCUCCCCCUCCUCCUACUUUUGCUCUUGCCAACACAGAAAAACCAAAUCUAAGCCGUUCAGAGCAGCAUGGAAGGAGUGCUCUUUUGUCUGAUAUUGGUAAAGGAGCCAGACUAAAGAAAACUGUUACAAAUGACCGCAGUGCACCCGUAUUUGACAAACCCAAAGGAGGAGGAGGAGGUGGGGGAGGAGGAGGAGGAGGCGGGGGAGGAGGAGGAGGAGGUGGUGGUGGGGCUCCUGCUGGCUUAGGAGGCCUGUUUGCGGGUGGGAUGCCAAAACUGAGAUCUGCAGCGAACAGAGACUCCAGUGACUCGGGACCCAGCCGAGGACCCAUUCUCCCACCUGGAGGCCGAUCCGGUGGCCCAAGCCCUUUUGGUGGUGGUGGCCCAAGCCCUUUUGGUGGUGGUGGCCCAAGCCCUUUUGGUGGUGGUGGAAGCCCUAGCGGCGGACCACCUAGACUUCCAGGAACCCCUGCUGGUGGCCGUAGCAGUGCCCCUGAUCUUCCCAAGGGCCGCCCAGGUUUUCCAUCCAGGCAAGACUCUCCAGGAGGUGCUCCUCCUCCCGUACCCAACACACCUCGACCUGCUCAGUCCUUUCCAUCUCGUGGGGGCCCACCUCCACCAUCACUCCCCACAGGACCAAGGCCGGGCCAUGGAUCUCCAUCUGGACCACCAAGCAUUCCAUCAGGGAGGCACGGCCCUCUUCCUCCGCCACCAGGAGGUUCCACACCAGGCCCUCGAACAAGCUUCUCCUCGCCUCCUCCACCUUCAAAUAGCAGCAGACCUCCCUUACCACCUGCUCCAGGAGGGAGGCCCCCACUUCCUGAUGAUCGACCGCCACCACCACCUGCCCCUGGAGGACACCGGCCAUCCAUACCACGUGACAUGCCACCUCCUCCUCCUUCAGUCAACUCCAAACCUUCUCCGUCUGUUGCUUCUUCCUCACCUUCGCGUCCCACACCCAGUGGGGGUGCACCUCCUCUUCCACCAGGACGUCCAGGGCCUCCUUCCUUACCUCCCACCCCAGGAGGAGGUGAUGACCCCUCACCUCGUCUACCCCAAAGAAACAGCUCGCUCAACAGCCAUAGUCCAGCACCACCACCUACCCGGUCAGGACCUCUCCCUCCUCCACCAAGUGAGAGACCACCAGCUCUUGGAAGGAACCAGUCAUCAGUACGCUCGGGCCCUCUACCUCCUCCACCUCCUGCAGGUCGACCUAUGGGACGGCCAGGCCCAGAGCCCCCUCGUGGUGGACCCGGAGGCAGGCCUCCCCUUCCUCCUGACAGGCCGGGAACAGGAGGUGGGUUUCCUCCACCACCACCCAUGGGGAAUGGUCUCCAAAACCACAACCAAAUACAAGAUGAGUGGGAGGGUCGGUUCAAUUUUCACCCAGUGUCAGACCUUCCUCCACCUGAGCCCUAUGUGCACUCCCAGAAGACCUACCCCAGUAAGCUUGGCAAAAAUGAAAGCAAAGGUUCUGGUAAAAAGGAAAGAGGAGCACCUCCUCUUCCUCCUAUACCCAGGUGAAGAUAAGAUGGAAGCUAUCGCAAUACUUGGAACUACCCCCUUUGUCUACCUGCCCUAUUUGUCUUUUUUGUUGCGCUCAUUGUGCUUUGACCUGCAGCAUGUAGUUCAAGUAAGAACUGCAACAU